AUGGACAGCUGCACGCGCUUCAUCGUAUGGACAUGCUUCCUAGCGGCCUCUUCUACUGCGGCUGCACCUCAACCACAACGACAAGAGCUGUGCAGCGAUGCGAAGCAAUUACAGACGCGCGAUGAGCGCGUUGUCAUGACCGAUCCUCAGACUGGGCGCAUAUUCUUGCCCGGAGAGACGAGUCGGGCUCGUACCGUGUACACAGUUGUGGCUUUAUCCUGCGCAGUAGUGUUAUCGCUCUUAUUUGGGCUGCGCGCAAGGACACUGGCUCGCAACAUCAGGAGAAGGAACAACUUGACCUCUAUUAUCCUAUCAUUUCUCUUCCUAUUCGCCAUAUGCUUCAUCUUUGCCACAGUGGUGGUUGAGAGCGGGCAGAGUCUGGCUUCCUCUAAUCUAUGCUACUCCGCUAUCAUCAUCUGCCUAGUUUUCUAUACCACGAACAAGCUGGCCAUCUACAUAUUCCUCCUGGAACGCGCCCGCAUUGUGCGCGCGCCUUUCAUGAGGCGCUACCGAGAUUGGUUAUGGAUAUCUGGAAUGGUCAUAAUCUGCGGUGGCUUCGGAUCGGUCGCCAUCACCGGAUUCAUCUUUCCUGUUGACGAGCUCUCCCCGAUAGAUGGUCGAUGCCGCAUUGGGCUGCCGCGCAAAGUAGCCUUCCCGCUCAUGUGCUUUGACAUCGGUCUCAACUUCCUCCUCACCGGGCUCUUCAUAUGGCUCCUUCGUCCGGUACUGUCACUUCACCGCGUAAAUCUUGUGCCGGGUCUACUCAGGAAGCCUACCAGCCAAGGAAGAAGCACUGCGAGCGAGGCAACUCUACGAUAUAGCCGCCCGCACAUGUACAAUUUGAAUCAUUCGAUCAAGGUUCUACUCUGGAAAUGUCUCAUUGGAAGUACACUGGUUAUGUUGCCCACAGUCGGCAACAUGGUCACGUUCUAUAUCAUGAGGGGGCUGAGCUGGGGAGUCCUCAUCAUCAACUGGCUGACCAUCGGCUCGGCCAAAGCUGAGAGGGCCCUGACCACCCUGGCAUCGCAGCAGACAGUGAGCGAGCCAGAAAGCGAGCGAGACGGACCGGUUCCUCCAACAACCAUGCAGAGCCGGCUCAGUGGCUUGGGCGAACGCCCGCCGCCAGCAAAACUUAAAGAUGAAGGAAAGCUGUUAGCUUUCGAACGCAUUUCGUCUGUUGCCAAGGAAAAUGACGGUCCAAUGAGGUAG
Messenger RNA from Didymosphaeria variabile, 1209 nucleotides. RefSeq lists its product as uncharacterized. NCBI's taxonomy places the organism in Eukaryota, Fungi, Ascomycota, Dothideomycetes, Pleosporales, Didymosphaeriaceae. The transcript is spliced from 4 exons. The coding region runs from base 1 to 1209 and encodes 402 amino acids. The record is from RefSeq and is a predicted model, not a curated record.